CUCAUUUUGCCUUCUGUUCUGCAGUUAGCUGGUGUGAGAUCCACUUCACACAUAUCUUUCUAACAUUCAGCUCAUUGUGUAAAAUGUUUGAAAUUCGGCCAGCACUUAGUCCACACUCGUCCACUAAUGUUUCAAUGGUUAAACUUGGGUUAGCCUGCAAAAUGCCUCUGACACGAUCUGUGUUUUUCUCGUUCACGGCUGAUUUCGGGCGUCCUUCAUGUGGCUGAUCUUGCAGAGUGUCUCUACCACUACUAAAUUCACGUAUCCAUCGGGCAACUGUGUUGAAUGAAGAACAUUUGUCCCCGUGCACAUGCUAUAGACCAGCAUGAAUCUGGCUUGCACUAUCUCUGAGUUUCAUCCAGGUGAAAACAGAAUCGUUCACUAUCUUUGUUAAACUCCAUAUUUUUAGGCCACAGUCAAAACGGACACUUUUUGCUGAACUAGUACACAGCCUACAAUAUAGAUACAGAUACUGUUAUUAUCUCUAGACAAUAGUCAAUGUCACUUGUAUAUGCCACUAUCAACAAAUCAACCCAGAUGCAAACCACUCCUUUCGUACAUGCUCACUUCCAAGACUUUUUGAAUGCCCCACGUAGCGUUGUGAUCAUUCGAACGUCUGAGUUCGUCUUUCGAUUCUGUGUCGACUCGAAGCUUUCGUCGAUUGCUGGUACACUACUGGUUCGAACUUCGCAAAAGCGUUAUCGCGCCGUACAGUUAUGGCGAACAUUACACCUGCAUGAUUUUGGCAUUUCGGCGAAGGAAAAAGAUGAUGAAUUAAAUGCCAAAUUUGCCAACCCUCAUGGCUGGCUGAAUCCCCGAAUCACCCCGUUGCCAGGCAUCCUCUUUCCGUUCUCUCCGUUCCCUCGUUACUCCUCACGCUCACCAUCGUUUCAAGCCUUCAUCAUCUGUGACUGCUCCAUCAAAGGAGACUCGUCACCGUUACCCUGCUCGUUUAAUUCACCGUCCCCAGAAUCCAUAGCCAGAAUUCACAUCGCUCCCGCGUGUCGUUGCAGCAACUGUCCCUGUACAUAGCGUGUCUGUGCCACGACUUGGACCAUCGAGGGAAAAACAACAAGUUCAUGACGGAGUCGGCAACCCCCCUCGCCGCCCUCUAUUCCACCUCCACGCUGGAGCAUCACCACUUCAACAUGACCGUCGCCAUUCUGCAGCAGGAGGGACACAACAUCCUGAAGCACCUGUCGGAGGAGGCGUACAAGCAGGUGCUGGGGAACAUCAAGCACUGCAUCCUUGCCACCGACUUGGCUCGAUUCUUCCCGAACAGGGACAGGCUCAGCGCUGUCGUCGAGAAUAAGAGCUUCUCUUGGAGCAACCUUGAUCACAGACUCCUCGUGGAAGCGAUUGCCAUGACGGCAUGCGACCUGUGUGCAGCAUGCAAACACUGGGAUGUUCAGUAUAAGACAUCUCAAGUCAUCUUCGAAGAGUUCUACCAACAAGGCGAUGCGGAGAAGGUCGCGGGAAGAACCCCCGCUCCGAUGAUGGAUCGCGAUCAACCCGAUCAGCAAGCAGCCUGUCAGGUGGGCUUCAUGAAGGGGAUAUGCCUUCCUUGCUACAAGUUGCUGUCCAAAGUGAUACCUCAGACUAAACCUCUGCUUCAAGGCUGCGAGCAAAACACAGAGCGCUGGAUGCAGAAAGCAUCCGAGGUCGAGAUGCAGCGAAAGGGAAGAAUCGGCACUUCUCAUUGA
Molecule: messenger RNA, 1703 nt
Organism: Darwinula stevensoni
Lineage: Eukaryota; Metazoa; Arthropoda; Ostracoda; Podocopida; Darwinulidae
Source: the annotation of a GenBank genome assembly